Molecule: messenger RNA, 434 nt
Organism: Rubroshorea leprosula
Lineage: Eukaryota; Viridiplantae; Streptophyta; Magnoliopsida; Malvales; Dipterocarpaceae
Source: the annotation of a GenBank genome assembly
ACAUAUAUAUAUAUAUAUAUUUAUAGGUGACAAAAAUGGUGGUGAAUGUGGACCUACAGCGCUAAAAAUGCUACAAGAGGGGCAAGAAACUUGUCUGCAAAUUUCCUGACGUAUGAUGAGAAGGCAAACAAGGUGACAAUUAAGGUGGUGAGCUGCUCGCCGGAGAAGAUCAGGGACAAGUUAUGCAAGGGUGGUGGAUGCAUCAAGAGCAUUGAGAUCGUAAAGCCAAAGCCGCCUCCGCCUCCGCCUACGCCACCGCCCCCGCCCCCGCCCCCGCCUCUGUAUUUCCUUGUUGAUGCCAUGGACUACACCAUGUCAAAGAUGUAGAGCAACCAUUUAUUAAAGUGUCUAAUUGAUCACUCACUGGUUUAUCUUAUCACUGACGUAUCACUCAAUCCUGUUAUUAGUGAAAACUAUAAAAUUCAGAUAGGUUU